Molecule: messenger RNA, 2110 nt
Organism: Gossypium raimondii (Peruvian cotton)
Lineage: Eukaryota; Viridiplantae; Streptophyta; Magnoliopsida; Malvales; Malvaceae
Product: probable pectinesterase/pectinesterase inhibitor 61
Exons: 3
Coding region: 115-1917 (600 amino acids)
Biological process (GO): cell wall modification
Molecular function (GO): pectinesterase activity; pectinesterase inhibitor activity
Source: RefSeq, a predicted model, not a curated record
CAUCUCUCUCAUUUAACUCUUAUUAUAUUGUUGUAGUGAUAUUAAUAGCCUUUUUUUGUUGCUAUCUACAUUUUGUUACUGAUUUUGCAGCCACCACCUGAAAAAGGAACAGCAAUGGCGUAUGACAGGCUCCGACCAUCUGAACCCGGCAGCUCUGGAGUUACUCAGCAACAAAAUCAUGAAGAACCCAAAGCCAAAAACAACAAGAGAAAGAUCGUUAUUCUUUCGGUUAUUGCAUUGACGAUGAUCGUUGCCUCGGCUGUUUGUGCCGGACUCGUGAUUGGUCUCCGUGAAGCCGGUGCUGAUCCUGUCGGUACCCAAGUCCGACGUAAGCCGACACAAGCUAUUUCUAAAACUUGUAGUAGGACUCGGUUCCCGAACCUCUGUGUCAACUCACUCCUCGAGUUCCCUGGCUCGCUCACUGCUAAUGAGCAAGACCUGGUUCACAUUUCAUUCAAUAUGACGCUGCAGCACUUUAGUAAAGCGCUUUAUCUGGCCAACUCGAUCUCAUUCGUCCAGAUGGAUCCACGUGUACGGUCGGCGUACGACGAUUGCCUCGAGCUUCUGGAUGAUUCCGUCGACGCGCUCUCCCGUUCCCUGUCGUCCAUCAUUCCCUCCCAGGACGGCGGAAACAAUGGCGGAGGAUCACCCCAGGACGUGAUGACGUGGCUCAGCGCCGCGCUGACGAACCAUGACACGUGUACGGAGGGAUUCGAUGGAGUGAGCGGGACGGUGAAGGAUCAAGUGACUGACAAACUGAAGGACUUGUCGGAGCUGGUAAGUAACUGCCUGUCGAUCUUCGCUGCGAGCGGCGGAGACGAUUUCGCCGGAGUUCCUAUUCAGAACCGGAGGCUGCUAUCGGCGGAUGACGAUUUAUCGGGAGGGAAUGUCGACGAGGAGAAUUUCCCGAAAUGGCUGGGGAGAAAAGAGAGGGAGCUGCUGAACAAGCCCGUGUCGGGGAUCCAGGCCGAUAUAACCGUCUCGAAAGAUGGAAGCGGCACCGUUAAAACGAUUGCUGAGGCGAUUAAAAAGGCGCCGGAGCAUAGUACUCGUCGGAUCAUCAUCUACGUGAAGGCAGGAAGGUACGAAGAGGAUAAUUUGAAGGUGGGGAGGAAGAAAAUAAACUUGAUGUUUAUAGGUGACGGAAAAGGUAAAACAGUGAUUACAGGAGGAAAAAGUGUAGCUGAGCACAUGACUACUUUCCACACUGCUGCCUUUGCGGCAACUGGGGCUGGUUUUAUUGCAAGGGACAUGACAUUCGAGAACUAUGCCGGACCCGCCAAGCACCAAGCAGUGGCUCUUAGAGUCGGAGCUGACCACGCCGUCGUAUACAGGUGCAACAUCAUCGGUUACCAAGACACUUUAUACGUCCACUCCAACCGUCAAUUCUACCGCGAAUGCGAUGUUUACGGAACAGUUGAUUUCAUUUUCGGUAACGCCGCCGUAGUACUCCAAAACUGUAGCCUUUACGCCCGGAAACCCAUGCCCCAACAAAAAAACACCAUCACAGCCCAAAACCGAAAAGACCCGAACCAAAACACCGGUAUUUCAAUCCAUGCAUGUCGAAUCAUACCCACACAGGACCUCGCCGCCGCCAAAUCAAGCUUCCCAACAUACCUAGGCCGUCCGUGGAAGCUAUAUUCAAGGACCGUAUACAUGUUAUCAUACAUGGGCAACCACGUUCACUCAAGGGGAUGGUUAGAAUGGAGUGGAACAUUCGCUUUAGAUACAUUAUACUACGGCGAAUACAUGAAUUCCGGCCCGGGUGCGGCGGUCGGACAACGAGUAAGAUGGCCUGGGUAUCGAGUCAUCACUUCAGAAGUUGAAGCAAGUAAAUUCACCGUUGCAAAAUUCAUCUAUGGAACUUCAUGGUUACCAUCAACCGGAGUUGCUUUCUUUUCUGGCCUACAAGUUUAAUUUUUUUUUUUACGUCCUAAUUUUUUUUUACCCAUGAUAUUGUAAUAAAGGUCGUUAUUAUCGUUAAAAAUUUAACUCCCGACAUGUUCUAGAAGGUUAGAACUAGAAUAUAGAAUAUAAAAAAUUGUGUAUUGUAUUUUCGUAUUUUUUUUUAAAUGUGAGCAAUAUAAACACAUAAAAUUACAAGUGUUAA